This is a messenger RNA of Grus americana (Whooping crane), 5926 nucleotides long. RefSeq names its product netrin G2 (gene NTNG2). The transcript is spliced from 12 exons. The coding region runs from base 1154 to 3076 and encodes 640 amino acids. The record is from RefSeq and is a predicted model, not a curated record. NCBI's taxonomy places the organism in Eukaryota, Metazoa, Chordata, Aves, Gruiformes, Gruidae.
UACGCAGCCGGGAUCAGGCACGGAGAUAAAAGCUCCGAUUGUGAUUGAAAGUGAGAGCAAAAGGGAUUUCAGCCUCGGCAUUAACUUGCGCGGGGAGCCGGGGAUUGCACAAAGCUUCCCCGGCCAUCUGCCCUUGGGGGCCGGCGGCGCAGCGGUUGUCAGCCGGGCUGGGAGGUGCGGGGGGGUCCCCCCGGCCCCGAAGUUCACUGCUCCGCCGGGAGCCCCGCGCCGCAGAGCUCCCUCCCGGUGCAGCCCGCUAAUGACCUCUCCCUUUGCCCUGACCAUGAAAGAGAGAGGAGACCUCAGGUAGCAGCACAGCUUGCAGCUGAAGGCUUUGGGAACUUGAUGCUCAAUUGCCAAAAGGCAGAGUCAGACAGAAAUCCUUGCCUGCAAGUGCCUUGCCACUGCUGCACGACGCAGAGGGAGAAGCAGCAAGGCCAGCGCGGCUCCUGUCAACCCACUGACCACCCAGCAUCCUGCUGGGACCACUGCGGAUCUGGCCACCCAAUGUGUUAUUGUUGACAAAACCAUCCUUUGGGAGAAAGGAAUUUCAGCUCCAAAGAGUCUCUCUUGUCAGAGUUGUACUGAUAAGCAGAUGCUAUACUUAUUUUAUGUAUUAAUACUCAAAAGCCCCAAUAAUUAUUUAAAACCACAGUUUAAGGCACUUUCCGCAGCGACGCAUUUGCGGCAGACAAGAAGGUUGAGGAAAACCUGAUCCAGCACCAUCUCACGGCCUCUCCAAUUUACUCCUAUCAAAUUUCAUCAGCGACUCAGAACUUGAUCUUUCUAUUGAUUGACUGGAGUCACCUCUAGAUAUUUUCAUGCUGAUUUGGAAGCCCUUUCAUACAAUAAAAGGAGGGAAAAAAUGAGGUUAAGGAAGACUUUUGACCACUGAUCAGCAACUCUGGCCAAAACUUUCCCAAUCAAGUGAUUUGCAAAGUUGGCUUCUGCGCCAAGAGAAACUUUCCACAACCAAACACAGCGUGCAGAGUGGGAUCAUUCCUGUUAUUGUCUAGAUCUCCUUUGACUGGAUCACUUGUAGAUGAGGAGUUUCCAUGCUGAUCCCGAGAGCAACCCCUAGCCCAGUAGCUGCCUUCCUCGGGACUCUCGGCACUGCCCUCGCCCAGGGAUCCCGCACUUGGCCGCAGCUGCCAUGCUCUACCUGGUUGCUCUCCUCUUGCACUGUCUCCCCUUGGCCAUGGGACAGUAUGACAUUUGCAAGUCCUGGGUGACCACGGAUGAUGGCCCGUCAUGGGAGUUUUAUGCUUGUCAACCCAAGGCCAUGCGGAUGAAGGAUUACGUGACAGUACGGGUGGAUCCGGCAGGAAUCACUUGUGGGGACCCACCAGAGAGAUUCUGCACUCAUGAGAACCCGUACCUGUGCAGCGAUGAGUGUGACGCCUCCAACCCGGACCUGGCCCACCCGCCAAAACUCAUGUUUGACAGCGAGGACGAAGGGCUGGCCACGUACUGGCAGAGCGUAACAUGGCGCCGGUACCCGGAGCCGCUGCUGGCCAACAUCACGCUGUCCUGGAACAAGAGCAUCGAGCUGACGGACGACAUCGUGAUAACCUUCGAGUAUGGCCGGCCCACCAUCAUGAUGCUGGAGAAGUCGCUGGACAAUGGGAGGACUUGGCACCCGUACCAGUAUUAUGCAGAUGACUGCAUGGAGGCCUUCAGCAUGCCAGCACGGAGGGUCCGGGACCUCUCCACCACCAGUGCCAACAGGGUCCUCUGCACGGAGGAGUAUUCCCGCUGGGCGGGCUCCAAAAAAGAGAAGACCGUCCGGUUCGAGGUGAGGGACCGCUUUGCCAUCUUUGCUGGCCCUGACCUCAAGAACAUGGACAACUUGUACACCCGGCUGGAGAGCGCCAAAGGGCUCAAGGACUUCUUCACCGUGACCGACCUGCGGAUGAGACUGCUGAGACCAGCCCUGGGGGGCACCUACGUGCAGAGGGAGAACUUGUACAAGUACUUCUAUGCCGUCUCCAACAUUGAAGUCACCGGCAGGUGUAAAUGCAACCUCCAUGCUAACCUGUGCACCUUCAAAGAGGGCAGCCUUCAGUGCGAGUGCGAGCACAACACCACGGGGCAGGACUGCGGCAAGUGCAAGAAGAACUUUCGCUCCAGGUCUUGGCGAGCAGGAUCCUACCUGCCUCUCCCCAAUGGGUCCCCCAACGCAUGUGCAGCUGCGGGCUCAGCCUUUGGCACGAAUGAGCGACCGCAGCGGGUUACCACCACAAAAACCACCACCGCAACAACGCCCACCACCACCACAACUACAACCACCAGCACCAGCACCCCCCCGCCUGCCACCAGCGCCACCCAGCCAGCUGUUCAGCGCCCACCAAACACAGCAGCACUUGGACCCAAGCCGAAGCCUCCAGACCCUCCUGAGAACAUUCGAGCGGCUCCGAAGAGCAAAGCAGGGCGCACAGCACACACUGCAGGCAAGCGGCACGGGAAGAAGCCAGCAUCCUCAAAGAGCUCAAAACUCAUCCGGCUCAAACCAGACUCUGGCCCAGCGGCUCCUAUUGAAACAUAUAAAGAUUGCGAAUGCUACGGCCACUCCAACCGCUGCAGCUACAUCGACUUCCUGAACGUGGUGACCUGCGUGAGCUGCAAGCACAACACGAGGGGCCAGCACUGCCAGCACUGCCGCCUGGGCUUCUACCGCAACAGCUCGGCGGAGCUGGAUGAUGAGAAUGUAUGCAUAGAAUGUAACUGCAACCAGAUCGGCUCCAUGCACGACCGCUGCAACGAGACCGGCUACUGUGAAUGCAAAGAAGGCGCCACGGGGCCCAAGUGCGAUGACUGCCUGCCCAACUACUACUGGAGACAGGGCUGCUUCCCCAACAUCUGUGACGACGAGCUCCUGCUCUGCCAGAACGGCGGCACCUGCUACCAGAACCAGCGCUGCAUCUGCCCUGUGGGCUUCAAGGGGGUCCUGUGCCAGCAAUCCAGGUGCGAAGCCGACAAAAAGGACUGUGACGGUGCCCCCAGCGUGUGCAGCAGCCUCAGCACCACCCUCCUCGGGGUGCUCGCCCUCCAGCUGCGCGGCUGGGUGGACCUCUGAAGCCGCGGAGGAGGGAGCCCAGCCCAGGCACGUCGCCCGAGGGACCUGGGGAGACUAAGGUACCGGGUGGCUCUCCCCACCAUCUCCUCUGCCUUCCUUCACGCUAGGACUUGCGCAACGUCUUUUGGUCCACUUUCCAAGCAGAGAGGUAUGCAGGAAAUCGGGGGCUGACUCCUGCCCACGAACCCAUCCCAGCAGCAGCCGGGGUGGCCGCAGCGCAGAGCCGGCUGCCGAGCAGCAGCACGGGGACCGCACCAGCCUGUGCCGGGGCCGUGGUCCCGCAGCCCGGCGGGGACGUGGGGCCUGCCCUUCCCUCCGCACAGCGACUCUCCUUCCCUGCUCCGCACAGGGCAAGCUGGGGCUGGGGCCACUGCAGCCCUGGUGAAAUAGUGCCGCGAUCCAAGGGAUAUUUUUUUUAUUAUUACUUUAUUUACUUUGGUAUAGGCUGGGGUGUUCUUUUUAUUUUGUCCUCUUCUUAGUGUCCUGUUUUGAAAGAGCCUGUCAUGCCAACUCCAGAGCCCCAUAACACAACAGGCAGGGGAAGGGGAGGGAGGGAAGGGGGGACUCUGGUCCAUCCUUGCUGCAUAGUCCCACGUCCCACCAUCAGCCUGGCCAUGCACAUACUGUUGCCUACAACUCUAGUUGCUGCAUUGAUUUUGUAUUUUCAUUGCUGGGUUUUGUUUUCUUGCACUUAUGGAGAACGCAGGGGCCAUUAGGCAUACGGUAUGUGAGAAGUGCAGUGUCUUAUCCACACAUUUCCGUAUAGUGUAUGGUUCAAAUAUUACUUUUUUUUUUGGUAGAGACUUAUUUUUGUUUGGACUAAAUGUUAUAAAAGAACCACAACUUAAAGGGACACGUUACCAUAAGCAUUUGAUUCUGGUGUAUCCUCCUCCAGUAAAGCGACUAUCAACUGCUGCUUGAUCACCACGUUUUCCUUUCUGUGUGCACAGUUAAUUACAGGUAAAGACUUAUUUUUUGAUUCACAAUGUCCUCCUGUGUUUUCUGAGUCACUACCACGGUGCACCACAUGGUGAGGGAGAAGGGAGGGGGAGAGAGGUUGGCUCAUCACUGAGAGCUGUUAAUUAUUUCUCCUAAUUACUUUGCUGAACCUAGGUUAGACUACUAACUGUAGACAAUGCACACAGCCUGAGUGAUAUAUUAGGCACCGGUCUUGUGUGGAAAGGCCAUUUCCAAAUGAGCCUGCGGCAGGAGAAGGCUGCCUAGUCCAGGUUUGCUUCUCCAGGGGGACCCCAGCUGUUCAGCCCCACUGCAGCAUCCCAUGGAGCUGGUGCCAUGAUGCACCUUUGCAGGAAAAGCUGUUUGUUUGGAGUAUCUUUAAGCAGCCACAACCCAGGACUUCAGUAUAGACCUUGCAGGGACUAGAUCAACUCAUUUAACGCUUAUAAGCGUGCUGCUAUCAGAGGAAGUGUUUGCAGUCAAGCACAUAAACGAAAGAAGGAGAAACCAGAGACAAGAAAUGUAACUCAAUCAGAACAGGAACAUCAUGAACACAAGAGCUUUAAUUUUGUCAUGUCCAAAGAUUUACCAAACCAGGAGCUGGUUUGAGGAGUGGAGGAUGAGAAGAUGGGAGACACCCCCACCUCCAGCUCGUUCAGUUCCGGGCUAAUUCUCUUGACGAGGGCGCAGCCCCGGGUCACCAGCCCAGCCCUGCCCAGCCCUGCCCAGCCCACGAGCCCCACGCAAUCCAACCUCGAGCCUCCACUCGCAUUCUCAGGUCUGGUGUCCUCACCAGAGUGCUACUCCAAGAGCUUCUCUAUCGACAUCUGUUCUGUUUCAAUGCUGCGUCUCCGUGGUCUUCUCUCUACAGCUCAUCCUGCUCGGGGGGCCUGUGCUGGGAGCAGCCCACCUUUCAAAAGCGCAAGAGCCCGCAGCGUCUGCCAGCCUAACGCUGCAGAUAUCGCGUACACAGCCAGUGCCACCGAAAUGCAGCCACCUCCACGGAGAGGGGCAGGGAACUUGUACUUCAAAAAAGGAGAAGAAAACAGGAGUGAAGGCACAGGAUAGGUAUUGUCACAUCAAAGAGCAACACAAAGAAAUCUGGUGCACAUUUUGAGCAGCGUUUAACAUCAUGGAGGAAGGUCACGUCUUAGUUAAUCCACCAUAAAAUAAACAAGGGUUAAACUCAGCCUGCUGAGAUUUGAUCUUUGAGGGAGCGGGCUGGCACAAGCAUUGCCUCCCUUUCUUUACUGCAGUCGGUUGCUGUCUGUUGUUACUGACACUUGCCACUUCUUUGUACCUUUCUGACUGCAAAAUAUUUAAAAUCCUCAUACGUUACUGUUCUUACAAGUAAUAGCAUAGAACAGACUGUAACAAGAUCAAGAUCUCUAAUGGCACUUCUAGAAGGUGAAGCAACAUUCUCCUUUCUCUGCACUAGUGUUUUUCUCUAGAAUAUUAGAUUAAGCAACAGAAAAUUUACUACUUCAUAAAGCCAUAUCACAGACAAACUCUGCACCCAGCAGAUUCCCUGCAAACGCACACUUCUACUGCAAUGCAAGCAGGAACGGGCAAAACAACAGCACUGAAUUCUCAGAGAAAAUAACCUCAGAAGCGCACAACGAAGCUCAGAACAGCCCAGGCAUGAAGACUGCUGAAGGUGACAGACCACUGCACUAGAUCUUUUUUGGUUUGAGGGAUUUUCUCAGUUGAUUUGGGGGUUUUGCUUGUCUGUUUUUAAGAUAAAACGUCACUGGCUUCCUAACUCAGCUCCAAAGAUGGCACCACCUCCCUGUGGACCCAGAGUGCCAGUAAUGUUCAGUCCUGGACCUUCUUUAACCAAAGCCCAGUGAAUAAUUCUGUAACUUCAACCAGAAGUCAAAAGCUGUGGUACUA